Messenger RNA from Humulus lupulus (European hop), 2096 nucleotides. RefSeq names its product pentatricopeptide repeat-containing protein At1g34160. The record is from RefSeq and is a predicted model, not a curated record. Lineage: Eukaryota; Viridiplantae; Streptophyta; Magnoliopsida; Rosales; Cannabaceae. Gene Ontology annotation, biological process: RNA modification. Gene Ontology annotation, molecular function: protein binding; RNA binding; zinc ion binding. The transcript has a single exon. Bases 41 to 1786 code for a protein of 581 amino acids.
AGUAGUAGUAGUGAAGAGGACUGGAGGAAUCUCCCAUGGAAUGGCCUACUUGGACACCUUGUUGCAGAGGCGCAGCUCUCUCUCCCACUCCCACUUCAAGCAGCUCCAUUCCCACCUCCUAACCACCGGCCUCUUCCACCUCCGCCCCACCGCCACCACCAAACUCCUCGAACUCAUCGCCAUUUCUCCCUCCGCCGUCGACCUCUCCUACGCCUCCCACAUCUUCCCCUGCAUCCCCUUCCCUUCCACCAACGACUGGAACGCCAUCCUCCGGGGCCUCGCUCAGAGCCCCCACCCCACCAACGCCAUCUCAUGGUUCCGGACCAUGUCACGCGCCGCGCCUAUCAGGGCCGACGCUCUCACGUGCUCCUUCGCUCUCAAGGCCUGCGCACGUGCUUUGGCUCGUUCCGAGGCCGGGCAAAUCCAGUCCCAGGUGGUUCGGUUCGGGUUCGGUGCGGACAUGUUGUUGCAGACUACUCUGCUCGACGUUUACGCGAAAGUUGGCGACAUUGAGUGUGCUCGGAAGGUGUUCGAUGAAAUGGGUAAGAGAGAUAUUGCCUCGUGGAAUGCUUUGAUUAUUGGUUUGGCUCAAGGGAGUCGAUCCACUGAAGCUAUAGAUAUGUUUAAGAGAAUGAGAGAAGAAUUGGGUGGUCUUAAGCCUAAUGAAGUCACUGUUCUGGGUGCUCUCUCGGCAUGUUCGCAGUUGGGGGCUUUCAGAGAAGGAGAAGAGAUUCAUGAGUAUAUAAUGGCGGAGAAGCUUGACAUGAAUGUGAUAGUUUGUAAUGCAGUUGUCGAUAUGUAUGGGAAAUGCGGGUUUGUGGAGAAAGCAUAUGGAGUUUUCAGUAGUAUGAAAUGUAAGAAAAAUCUUGUGACAUGGAAUACAAUGAUCAUGGCAUUUGCUAUGGAUGGCAAUGCUGAUAAAGCGCUCGAGCUUUUCGGGCAAAUGAAGGAAGCCGGUGUGCAACCGGAUGCAGUGUCAUAUCUUGGCGCUUUGUGUGGUUGUAAUCAUGCAGGGCUGGUAGAUGAAGGGGUUAGGCUGUUUUAUUCUAUGGCUGAGUGUGGUUUGGAGCCUAAUGUGAAGCAUUAUGGGAGUGUUGUUGACUUAAUGGGCAGAGCUGGGAGGCUUGAAGAAGCUUAUGAAAUAAUAAACUCGAUGCCCACUUCACCUGAUGUGGUGCUAUGGCAGACUUUGCUAGGUGCUUCCAAGACUUAUGGGAAUGUAGAAAUGGCGGAAAUUGCAUCACAGAAGCUAAUGGAAAUGGGAUCCAGCAGUUGUGGCGAUUUUGUUUUGUUAUCGAAUGUUUAUGCUGCUCAUAAGCGAUGGGACGAUGUAGGGAGGGUUAGGCAGGCUAUGAAGAAAAAGGAUGUGAAGAAGAUACCGGGUUUUAGCUACACAGAAGUCAAAGGUGUUAUUCACAAGUUCGUUAAUGGCGAUCAAAGCCACGAGAAAUGGCGCGAGAUUUAUGCUAAGAUGGAUGAGAUACAGUUGAAAAUGAGAGCCUUUGGCUAUGUGGCUAGUACUAAUAAUGUGUUGCAUGAUAUUGGGGAGGAGGACAAGGAGAAUGCAUUGAGUCAUCAUAGUGAGAAGUUGGCAGUGGCAUUUGGUUUGAUUAGUACAAGUGAGGGAACCCCAAUUCAAGUGAUUAAGAACCUUAGAAUAUGUGGGGAUUGUCAUAUGGUAAUCAAACUCAUUUCGAAGAUUUUUAAGCGGGAAAUUAUUGUGCGUGAUCGAGCACGAUUUCACAGGUUUAAAGAAGGUUUGUGUUCUUGCAAAGAUUAUUGGUGAAAUGUGAUGAAACAGUUCAUGAAGUUUGAGAAGAACAUAUCACUUAAUGGAAAUACAGAGCAUGGUUUAUACUCAACCAAAUUCUCUUUUUUCAUUCACUAGACUUAGGCAACCUUAUAAUUUUCUUCCCUUGAUAUUACAGCUCUGUGUCUUGAUAACCCAAAUCAAAUACAGUGCUUGCGUUGGGAUGUUAGAAAGAAGCUAUCAAACAUAUUUGUCACUUUGGUGUAUCAAUAGAAAUUAUCAAUAAUACUCCUCCUCAACCUAUGUUUUAUAUGGCCAUGGAAUUGUUGCUCACGACUAUUAGUUC